Molecule: messenger RNA, 1104 nt
Organism: Lates calcarifer (barramundi perch)
Lineage: Eukaryota; Metazoa; Chordata; Actinopteri; Centropomidae
Exons: 5
Coding region: 83-1033 (316 amino acids)
Biological process (GO): generation of catalytic spliceosome for second transesterification step
Source: RefSeq, a predicted model, not a curated record
CUCGCGGUAUGUUAGUAUCACACGAGUGCUACAAUACGUCACGUGACAUUGUUUUCGUUCGAGUCAAACUCCCUCGAGUGCAAUGGCGAGAAAUGAGGAGAAGCAGCAAGGGAGAUUGAACAGACUUUGGCUUCAGAAAGAAAGAGAAGAGGGACGUCUCAAAGAUGUGCACGAGAAGAGACCCAAGCUGUCCACUCUCAACUCAGCUCCCUCUGUCAAAAAGUGGAUCCCCAGCAUCAAGAAUGAAAUAGAAUAUUAUUUGCAGCAAUCCCAGCUUUCUCAUUACCCAGAGAGGAAGAUAGCUGAGUUCCAGCUGCACAUUGAGGCUUUGGAAAAAGAAUACAAAAGCUUCAUCACCAAGCUACGAGUACUUGACCCUUCCUGCAAACAUAAGCCGUGGACUCCUCGAGCGUACUGCAAAAGAAGAGCAGAGACACCAGACUCUCCAGGCAUCGUUAAAAACCCUCGGUGCAGUGAGUCACACAAGAACAUCAGUCAAUGGAGUGGAGCUGAGAGUGACUUGGCCAGCAGUUGCACAGGAUGUCACAAAACCGCAUCCCUCGAGAGGCAGGGACAUCUCAGCUAUAUGGAGACCAGGUUUCAGACUUCUGUCUCCACCAACCCAAUGUCAGAAACCUCAGAGGCAGUCUGUGCAGACCAGAACCAGCCCCUGUCUUUUGACCAGACGCGACUGGCAGUGGCCGCUGCUGCGUUCAGAGGACCAUCAGGUCAGCUCAGCUCCUCUCAAACGCAGAGCCUAGCCAGGGUGCUGCAGUCCGGCCUGCCAAACCUCAGUAACUCUCGAUCAGGACAGAUAAUUUCAUCACAGAGCAGAGACGCAGAGAACGAUGACAGGACAACAGUGGGUUUGGCUGCUCUUGAGAAAGGUGCUGUCCAAGAAUGUAAGUCAGACUGUGAAACAGCAGAGAGGAUACAUGAGAAAUCAUCAAACACCAACACAACAGAGGAGAGGACUGGUCAUGUCCUGGGACUGGACUGUUACUCUUCCUCUGAUGAGGACUGUGAUACGUGAUAUUUUUAGAUCAGGAAAUGUAACAGUCUACAUUUUCUUCAUUUUCCAUUACAGUUAACUAUUUGAUAAAC